AUGGUAGGAACUAGAGCUGGUGCUUCAUCAUCAGGAUCUGGUGAUUCAACUCACCAAAUGGAGGCUAGAAUUAACCAGUUAGAAAAUAUGAAUACCCGAUUGUUGAAUCUGUUGGAGAAUAACCAGGCAAAUAAGGAUACAGAUGAUGAGGGAAAGUUUUAUAAAAGGUUAGCAUCACACAAUCCUAGGACUUAUGAUGGGGAACCUGAUCCAGUAAAGUUCGAGGAUUGGAUCGCUUAUAUGGAAAAACUCCUGGAUAUGGUGAAUUGCCCAACCAAUCUAAGAGUGAAGUUAGCAUCAUUCUAUUUAGAUGGACAAGCAGAUAUGUGGUGGAAGACUGUGAAAAAUAUUGCUCAACGACCUGAUUUUACUUGGGAUAAGUUCCUUGAGAAAUUACGGGAAAGGUUUUAUCCUCCAGCACUUCAGACUAAGAAGGAGUGUGAAUUCCUUACCUUACGUCAGGGUAAGAUGUCGAUAGUAGAAUAUACGGCGAAGUUUGUCGAGCUAUCCCGAUUCGCACCUGACUUAGUGAAGUCGGAAAAGUUCAAGGUGACACGGUAUUUCGAAGGAAUUGAAUAUGCGACAGCGAAGGUGGUUGGAAUUGAUCAAGGACUAUGA
This is a messenger RNA of Beta vulgaris subsp. vulgaris (sugar beet), 618 nucleotides long. RefSeq lists its product as uncharacterized. The coding region runs from base 1 to 618 and encodes 205 amino acids. The record is from RefSeq and is a predicted model, not a curated record. Lineage: Eukaryota; Viridiplantae; Streptophyta; Magnoliopsida; Caryophyllales; Amaranthaceae. The transcript has a single exon.